UGCGCAGUCGUCCACUGUUGUUCCUUCUUUCUCAAGCAACUUCCAACUUUGCUUUGCUUUUGCUCUUGCUUGCAAUCGAAAUGCGAAGUGUGGCGAAACUUGGUGUGUAUGUGUGACUUUAACCAGUGAGUUGCGGAAAAGACGAAUGGCUUUUGGAAUGGAACGCAAAGACGCAACGCGCGUGUUCUGCAAAGAUUCGUGAGAUGCUGCGUGUCGAUUCGGCCGCAUUUCUGCCGCUUCUGCAUAACCUUUGCUUCUCUUCACUAUCGCCUCGACGGUACUCCAGUGAGUGAGAGAGUCCGGCCCUAAAACGCAAGACUGAUACCAUCGCGUGUGCGUUUUCCAGAUAAUGCAGCAGCGCCGGCACCGUGAGUCACCGCCUGAAUACUCGCUCGGCUGAUGCAUCUGUCAUUAUCUUAUCGAACUCCAUUCUGCUGAAGUUGCCAAGAGGGUCGGCCGCGCGCACCGAGCAGCUCUUCUUGAAGGCACAGCACCCCGCCAGAGAUGCUGGACCCACUCUCUCCGACAUUCACAGUCGACGUCCUCGCCCUCGGCAUCAUCAUAGGAUGGCUUUUCGUCUGGUCCAUGCAUCUCAUUGCCAUCAUCUAUGGCAAAUACCGACUCCAUCGAAAGGUGCUGAAAUAUCCUGCGGAACAUCCGUACCCGGGCGUUUCAAUCUUAAAGCCUCUGAUGGGAGUUGACCCGCACCUUCUGGGAAAUCUCGAAACCUAUUUUACACUCAGCUAUCCCAAGUACGAACUGCUGAUAUGCAUAGAGGAUGAGAGUGAUCCUGCAAUAAUGAUUGCCAAAAGUCUGAUCGAGAAGUAUCCAACGGUAGACGCGCGUCUUUUCAUUGGAGGGGAAGACGUUGGUGUGAACCCUAAAAUCAAUAAUAUGCAACCUGGUUAUGCGGCAUCAAAAUACGAACUGAUCAUGAUUUCGGAUAGUGGGAUCCGAGUUAAGGAGGACACUUUACUAGACAUGGUUAGCUACAUGAAAGAUGACAUUGCACUAGUCCACCAGAUGCCGUUUACUUGUGAUCGUGAUGGAUUCGCUGCCACGUUUGAAAAGAUUUACUUUGGCACCAUUCAGUCGCGUAUUUAUCUCUCCGCGGAGUUCUUCUCCAUCAUCUGUCACACCGGCAUGUCAACGUUAAUGAGAAAGAAGCUGCUAGAUGAAGUAGGAGGCAUUAGAGCGUUUGGCUGUUAUUUGGCCGAAGACUACUUUUUUGCCAAGUCACUCAGAGAUAGGGGCUGGAAGUCUUGCAUUAGCAGUCAGCCUGCUUUGCAGAAUUCCGGCAUAUGUGAUAUCUCCAGUUUUCAGAAGAGAUUGACCAGAUGGGUUAAGUUGCGAGUGGCUAUGGUGCCAUUUACGAUCAUCCUCGAGCCACUCUCGGAGUGCCUCAUCCUAGGUGCCAUCGCUGCAUUUUCAGCCAACUACCUGUUCAAGUGGGACCCUCUCGUAUUUUAUCUAGUUCAUGUGCUUGUCUGGUUUCUUUUGGACUGGAUCCUCCUCUCCACAGUUCAGGCUGGCUCUGUUCCCUUCAACAAAUUUGACUUUGUGAUAGGUUGGUUGUUCCGUGAGUGCAGUGGCCCCUAUCUUUUCAUUUGCGCCCUGAUCGACCAGACCAUCCAGUGGCGCACCCGAACUUUCCGUCUCCGUUGGGGCGGCAUCGCGGAAGAGAUAAAACCCAAAAUCAAACUGUAAAGAUGCAGCAAGUUUAGUGUGCCUGUUCCUUGGCUACGAUAAACAUAAUUGAUUUUAUUUGCAAGCAUAUAUUGCAAGCAGUGAGUGAGAGGGACACAAAUGGUGUGAGAGUGUGCAGGAAGUCCAGGAAGGUAUCACCACUAAUAUCGCAAGCUAAAAAGCUGUCCGUCCUUGUGCAUGCAGCUGAAGUAAGUCGAGGUGGGAUGUUGAUAACAUCUACGAAAGAAUUAUAGUGCUGUUGAAAGUUGAGAUGGACCAAGCAAUUUUUUACGAAAAACAAAAUGACCACUUGUGGUAUUUUUCAAUGAACCAAAUAGUGGAUAAGGUGGGAAAGUCUAGGCUUUCUAUGAUUUCUGUGUAAAUCGUCACUACAAGUAAAAAUAAAAUGACAUUUACUUCUGGUAAUAUGUAGCGGGGAGGAAAAUCAUGACAAAAUGAUUAUUUUAAACAAAUGUUUUUCCAAUUUAGUCCAAUUUGAGUGUUGUUUUUUUCAUGCCUGACCUGCUAAAUGAUAAUUUUAUUUUUAUUAUCAAUUUUUUCCAAGACUGCCUCUUUUUUCCGAAACGCUUAUGUAUUGUUUGCUAAAUUGGAAUGAUUGUAAAAUAAUUUAUAUAAAAUAUAUUCAUUAUUAAAACCAUAACUUUCUAGCA
Molecule: messenger RNA, 2357 nt
Organism: Neocloeon triangulifer
Lineage: Eukaryota; Metazoa; Arthropoda; Insecta; Ephemeroptera; Baetidae
Gene: GlcT
Product: ceramide glucosyltransferase
Exons: 9
Coding region: 505-1707 (400 amino acids)
Biological process (GO): glucosylceramide biosynthetic process
Cellular component (GO): membrane
Molecular function (GO): ceramide glucosyltransferase activity
Source: RefSeq, a predicted model, not a curated record